CCUACAUAUUGUAUACUAUAUGAAAUUAAUGAUGAUUUCCAUAUAGAUUUGUAUGAUUAAUAAAACAUUAAAUGAGCCAAAUGUGUACUUUUGUGGGUAUUUACCUGACAUUUUGUUAUUGGGUCAUAUUUUUCAGAUAUUCUACCCUAUGAAUACACAUGUGCGCACAAAUUGAGCCCAAAAGAAUAAAAGUGCAAAGAUACAGUGACUUGUUCUGUUUGAAAAUCUGUCUUCAUGAGGGUUGUCAUGUUAAUCUACAUCCUUAAAUAAUCUCUGUUCCAUUAAUUUAACAGUUUUACAAAUUACUAUCAUUUACUGUGUUUUAAGUGCAGAUUUCGACUCGUUCAUUUGUCAAGAAAAGAACCAACCAAUACCAGGAAACAAGUCGGCAAAGGUCACAUUAUUAUUUCUUGGCAAUCUGCCACGAGGGAGCGCGAGCCCGUGUGUCUGUUCUUUGCGUGCGCGAGUGUGCGCGAGCGUAUUUCCAGGAACCUCUAACCGGAGGGGGGGCGGGGCUUUCCGUAGGAGGCGGAGCGUUCCGAAUAUCGGCUUUAGGAAUCGUCAUUGGAAACAUCCCACAGUAACCUUUAUCCACUCACUGGAUCUCUCCAGCUUGAUAUCGACGCCGCCGCCGCCGCAUUCCUCCGCGCAGGAAAAAGAGAAACCCCCCCUUCACACUUUCUGGAUACUUUUUUUGUUUGGAUUUUAAUGCCUGAGUUAAUAUUUCAUCCAGCACUACUCUCGGGUAGUUUGCAUAGCUUUUGCUUUGGCGACGAGCGGCUGCGGUGCGGAGCUCAACAUAACCGCAAGCUGUGUUUAGGUGCUCUCUCCCAGCCCCUCUCUGGAUGCAUCGGACUCCUCUCCCCCGGGGCCCUGGACCCGGUGUGUGACCCCGCCGCCCUCGCCCCUGUCUCCCUCUCUUCCCUCUCCCUCCGACCCGAGCUGCCCCGCGCCGUUCCACCUCGACACUCCUGUCCCGGGCCCCCUGCCUCGCGGCCAGCGGGCGGAGGCAGGGGGCCAUGGCACCAUGGUAGCCUCCGGCGGGCAGAACCACCUCGCCAUGAGCAGCGUGGCCUCUCCUGUGGGCAGGGUUCACGGGUCAGACUUCACCCCGCAUCACUACAAGCCCUUCAGAUCACACGCACACUACCAGCAGGUGAUGCGCGCGUUGCGUAAGCUCCAGGAAAGUGGGUUUUACUGGGGGGCCGUGGGGGGCCGGGAGGCCAGCUCCAUGCUGCGCUCUGAACCGCCAGGCACCUUCCUGAUCCGUGACUCCUCAGACCACCACUAUUUCUUCACCCUCUCUGUCCAGACAACUCGGGGCACCAAGAACCUGCGCAUCCACAGCGAGGGAGGCGGCUUUUUCUUACAGCCAGACCCCCAAAACACGCAAGAGCUCCCGCAGUUCGACUGUGUGCUGAAACUUAUCGCGCACUACAUGGGGAAGGGGCCGGAGGCCGCGAGGAGCAGAGGAGGGGCGUGCGGGGGCAACCCAGGAGAGGCAGGGGUGAAGGGGCGCAGUGUGUAUCUGAUCCACACCGGGGGCGAGAGGAUUCCCUUGGAAUUGCGCCGGCCCCUCUCAACGUCGCUCUCGUCCCUGCAGCACAUGUGCAGGAGGACCCUGAACGGCCGAAGCUUUGGGGGGUCGGAGAGGACUGAGCGGCUCCCGCAAACACUUAAAGACUUCCUGGAGGAGUACGAUGCCCCGAUAUGACUGACAGGAAUCAGAGAGGUUCCCCCCCCCCCCCCCCCCCCCCCCCGUCCAGGACCGGGUGUCUUAAAGGAUGCCGCAGAGCAGUUCUCGGUGCACAUGUAAAAAAAAAAAAUUUAAAAAAUGCACACAACGAGAUACAGACCAGAAUCAGCGUUAGAUGCUGACGCGAGGUCAGUAUGAGGUCCGAUUUUCAUUGUGACCAGCUGAUCCCAGAUCUGGUUCGACACUGACAGACACCAGCUACCCCCUCCUCCCCCCUCCCCCCCGCCCCGCCAACGUGGGGAGACUGGGGUGAAAAGUUGGAUUCAGAUAACGGUUACCUCGCUGGUCCUGCCUCCUACAAACUGACCACUACUGUGAGAGUGGCAGAUGACGCUGAGAGGGUCAAGGGUCAAUGUUUCCUAAGACUGACACAGACGCAGAGCAGAGCCUCGUAGAAGAUUAACCCGAUUGGUAGAUAUUAACGAUGACAACGUGAUCAAUUAAGGAGGAGUUUCACGUGCUUCAGAAGAAACCUCUCCUCUCCUUCGGUCAGCCUGACAUUUACAACACUGUGGAUCACUGGACAGAAAGAAAGACGGCAAAAAAAAAAAAGAGAACUGGGGGGGCGUGGGGGUGGUGUGUGUGUGUGUGUGGGGGGGGGGGUGGUGGGGGGGGCAGUGAUGGAGGAGCUGACAGAGAAAAGACAGGAGUCCACACGGAGGGAACUAAAGCAGAGAGCGUUGAGUAUUUGUUUGCCUGAGUGUGUGUGUGUGUGUGUUUUUGUGUGUUGUGGCAGCGCACACAUUUCCAUCGCUGCUUCCCGCAAAUGUUGCCUCAUAGAAGGGGGAGCAGGGUGGUCAUGCACGCUAGCUCUGCACACACACACACACACACACACACGCGCGCACACAUGCACACACAAACAGGUACAGGCCCAUGUGUAGGAUUUGUUAGCGUGGGAACAAGAGUGUGGAAAAAGCAUUACAAAGCAUCUUCUCAUUUUGUUUGUUUGUUUGUUUCUCGGUUCUCCUCCAUUACCUUCCCCUGCCCAAUCCCUCUUCUUUUCUCUUUUUUCAAAAAAUGUUUUUUUUUUUUUUUUUUUUUUGGGGUUGAAUGUUCGCUUUGACAAUGACACAAAACAGGCGGCUGUAGCUGAGACAAAAGCGUUGGCGCGCGACCAAACAAAACAGCGGAACUUAUUUUUGUCCGGAGAGGCUGGAAAAAAUUGUCAGCGACACUGUAAAGCUCCUUUGGGUGUGAUGAUGAUGAUGAUGAUGAUGAUGAGGAUGAGGAUGAGGAUCCUAGAGAGAAAAAAGAGGCUGAGGAGAGAGGGGUUGAAAGGAGAAGAAGAAGAGCGGGAAAUGGGAUUAGCUAAAAGGAAACUAAAGAACUGGGGAGGGGGUUGGGGGGGGGAGUAGUGGGAGGAGACAUACUGGUAUACAGCUAAACAAAAAACAUUGACGUGAUUGAUGUCUCAGACUUAGAGGAAAUGAUCAGGCUCAACAGGACGCUGCUCCUGUAAAUAUAGAACCGAGCUCGCUGAAGGCUAUGAAAAGAAAGUUCCGACUGAGUCUGUCUUUUUGGAGCCUCUCACGGUUAUUUCUUUUAUGUUAUCAUCUCAAACAUAUUCCUGUGUGACUAAGCGUCUCUCUCCUUCACGGUUUUCCUCUUGCCUCUUUUCCACACAAGCUUAGUCUUUGUUCCACUCACUCGGAGCUGGUACCAGUGCCUCCUCUGCUGUUUUUGUCCCUUUAAAAAACACACAGAAGCAGAAAGAAAUCUAAUGCACCGGUUCAACGUAAGUAAUGCAAGAGUUCUGGGAGAGCGUACUGAAGUCCUUUCACUCUUUGCAAAGUAGCCACAGUGAAGUGAUUCCCGCCGAGCGAUCGGUCGUUAGGAAGGCUUUCACUUCUUUGUCUGCCCAGGUGGCUGAAAGGACCAAGGUAUAUGCUUCACAGCUCUUGCCAGUUCAGAAAUGCAAAAAAAAAAAAAAAAAAAUAGGAACGGUUUCGAGUGAGUCGAGUCAAGUCAUAACAAACAGUGGAAAUGAGGCGUUACAGCACAGCCUGUAGUGGAUAACAAAGAGGACAUUAACUUUUUAUGCGGUCGGUUUAAUUUCGUCUCUUCCUCUUAAAGUGUUCGCGCCCCAUCUGUUCUCCAUCGUUACCUCUGAAGCGGGAGUUCGUUUUGUCUGUGUGAAUGUCAAAGGAACACAAGACGUCCUUAAAGUGAUUCUUUGGGAAAAAAAAAAAAAAAAAAAAAGCCUUUUGUAAAACAGAGACUUGGAUUUGAUGAACGGUGUGUUUUAACCAGUGCUCAUCCUGAACUGUGACCUGAUUUUGGAAAGCGGUAGCCUUUUUCACAUCAUCAACAUUUUGUGAUCUCGCGUGGCCACUUAAAGCCGGGAGCACAGAGGUAUAACAAUGUAGUCGUGUUUCCACUGAACUGUCAAGCAAUUUUCUAAGCAAACGUUUGAAAUUUCACAGAAGAGAAGGAAAAAAAAAGAAAGGCUUUUUCUAAUCGACUGGUUUUGCACCAACAAACAAGUCUCAUUGCCAAGCGUAGUUUCCUCAGAAGUUUUGAGGCUGAGCUUCACACACGGCUGUAAUUUACCAGGAAAAACAGCAGAAGUUGUGUUUGCAAAACCAGAAACAAACAGCGACAGGAUUUCUUCUGUACAAGUUUGAUCGUUCAUGACGACUUGUCGUGGACAUUUUUAAAGGUGCAUUUUAGCUUUUUCUAAAUGUACUGCAUCAGAUUUUAUUAAAACAAAGGCCAACAAAAAAAAAAAAAACACUCAAACAAGAGUCAACCUGCGCAAUUUAGGACGUUUGGUCAAAUGAAGCCUUUCUUUUCUGAUCUUCAAACACAAUGCUUUGAAAUAUGCAAAAAAAAAUCUCUAUACGUUUGUGGAAACACGACCAAUGUGACAAAAAGUUUGUUUUUGUCAAAUCUCAAGUCUUAUUUUCUCAUAAAAAGUUCAAGUUCUUACAUGUGUUGCAGCAGCAGUGGACCACACGUGUCUGUGAAUCAUUUUGUCUUUUAUAAAGACUCAUAAAAAAAAAAAACAGGCUGGCCACUAGUCUGGCAUAAUAAAAGCUGUAGUAUCUGAAAUGACAAAGCAUUACAAAAAAAACAAAACAACAUAAAUGAAAAAGGAACGUUGCACAUAUUUAUAUUUCUAAAAUAUUUCAAUAAUUUAUAUUAAAGAGCACUAUUUUUACAAAAGUGAA
Messenger RNA from Labrus mixtus (cuckoo wrasse), 4929 nucleotides. It is a transcript of the gene socs3b, whose product is annotated as suppressor of cytokine signaling 3b. Gene Ontology annotation, biological process: intracellular signal transduction; phosphatidylinositol phosphate biosynthetic process. Gene Ontology annotation, molecular function: 1-phosphatidylinositol-3-kinase regulator activity. NCBI's taxonomy places the organism in Eukaryota, Metazoa, Chordata, Actinopteri, Labriformes, Labridae. The record is from RefSeq and is a predicted model, not a curated record. The coding region runs from base 1028 to 1714 and encodes 228 amino acids. Gene Ontology annotation, cellular component: phosphatidylinositol 3-kinase complex. The transcript has 3 exons.